This is a messenger RNA of Wallemia mellicola CBS 633.66, 588 nucleotides long. RefSeq lists its product as hypothetical. The transcript has 4 exons. NCBI's taxonomy places the organism in Eukaryota, Fungi, Basidiomycota, Wallemiomycetes, Wallemiales, Wallemiaceae. Gene Ontology annotation, biological process: regulation of transcription by RNA polymerase II; termination of RNA polymerase II transcription. The record is from RefSeq and is a predicted model, not a curated record. Bases 1 to 588 code for a protein of 195 amino acids. Gene Ontology annotation, molecular function: transcription coregulator activity. Gene Ontology annotation, cellular component: mediator complex; core mediator complex.
AUGUCGAUCACCUACGAAUGCAUCCUCCUAGGCACAUUCGACGUAGGGCUAUUGGAUAAAGUUAAAAACAAACUCAGAGUAAAUUGCGAUAAGAAUUAUGAUUUAAAAUCCCAUGAAAUCGUCUUCAGCGUAUCAGCUGGCCCCAAUACGACGAAUGGAAGAAUGGUUAUGCGACGGGAUGCAUUAGAUGAGCGUGCGAAAUGGAAUGCUAUCAGGAUGUUCAGAGCUGAGCCUGCAACAAGAUACAACCCGCAGUUACUCAUACGAUCAACGAUCGAUUUCGAAUUGGAGGAUAUUGAUACAAGUAUACCCUUCAUACAAUCACUAGGCUAUGCAUAUAAUCAUGAGUUUACAAAACGUGGAGAAGCAUACAUAUACAAUGACGCGAUAGUUAGCGUAUAUCAGCUUUACAACUCAAAUGACGAAAUCGUUCACGCACAAAACGUUUGGAUGGCAGAAGUGCGCAGCUUGCCAGUUAUACCAGAUCAGAGUGCAUCUAUAGAUCCACUCAAUAUAGCAAUAUCAAACUGUCUCAAAUUGAAGCAAACAUUGAAACCACUCAUUCAACUCAAACGUGUAGAACAUUAA